GUAAAUUUGAAACAUGGUAUGAAAGGAGUUCCUAUGGAAAUAUCAAGAGAAACAUGCACUGCUUGUGCAGGUAGUAUGAUAUUAGAAAUGGCCGCUUUAUCCCGAUUAACAGGUGAACCGAUUUUCGAGGAAAAAGCGCAGAAAGCUAUGGAUGUUUUGUGGCGUAUGAGACAUCGUGGUACAGACUUAAUGGGAUCUGUGUUGAAUGUUAAUUCUGGAGAUUGGGUACGAAGAGAUUCCGGUGUCGGUGCAGGCAUAGACUCUUAUUAUGAAUAUUGUCUUAAGGCAUAUAUUUUACUAGGUGAUGAGAAAUACUUGGGCCGUUUUAACAAGCAUUACCAAGCUGUGAUGAAGUAUGUCAGUCAAGGACCUAUGUUAUUGGAUGUACAUAUGCAUAGACCAAAUACCAACUCCAAAAAUUUCAUGGACGCUUUAUUGGCCUUUUGGCCAGGUCUGCAGGUUCUUAAAGGUGACAUUAAACCAGCCGUAGAAACGCAUGAAAUGCUAUACCAAGUUAUGCAGAGACAUAACUUUAUACCAGAAGCAUUCACUACCGAUUUUCAGGUGCAUUGGGGGCAUCAUCCACUCAGACCAGAAUUUUUAGAAUCGACCUACUUUUUGUAUCGAGCAACAGGUGACCAUUAUUAUUUGGGAGUCGGACGUAAGGUACUUAAAAGUCUGCAAAUGUAUGCAAGAGUGCCAUGCGGUUAUGCAGCUGUAUCAGAUGUUAGAACUAACAAACAUGAUGACACAAUGGAUAGCUUCGUUUUGUCCGAGACAUUUAAAUACUUAUUUUUAUUAUUCGCGGAACCAGGCGAAUUGGUUUUAGACUUGGACGAAUUUAUUUUUACUACUGAAGGUCAUUUAUUACCGCUUACACUCGCUUCCAUCAGGACAAAUAUUUCAUCUGAUUUUGAACGCGAUAUCGUGCAUGUGGAUGAAUUUGACCGUACUUGCCCAAAUAGUUUACAUUUAUUUCCGGCAUCAGUAAGGCAACCUUUGAGAAAUAUGGUCGAAGAUGUUUGCCCGAGACGAUCGAUCAAACGAAGAUUAAGUGCAUCACAAUUUCAGGCAAAUAAUUUGGAACAUUUGAAAAUGUUGAGUGAUAUGGGGAUAACAACUCUAACACUAGCCGAUGGACGGGUUCAACUUUUACACACAUUUUCUAAUGCAAAAACACCGCAAGAUUCAGAGGAAGGACUAUUGUUCAUGCAAGAAAUGGUCGAACUCACCAAGAUGCAAAUACAACCGGAAACUAAACCGCAAACAGUAACAUUCACAAAACCUAACACAGAUCCACCGGAAAAAAUUACGUUGCUAGCCGGACCGGCACAGUUUGGACCUGAAUUACAGAAUUUCGAUAAAAUCAUCGGAAAAGUAAUAUUUACAUAUCCACCUGCAGCUUGCACAGAUCUGCUGAACGCAGAUAGAUUGGCAGGCAAGAUAGUGAUCAUGGAUCGUGGAAAUUGCAUGUUCAUAGAAAAGGCGCGGAGAAUUCAACAAGCUGGUGCUAUUGCCGGAAUAGUAUUGGAUAAUGUUGCGGGUUCGAGUGCGGCAACUUCGCCCAUGUUUGCAAUGUCAGGCGAUGGAAAAGAGGUGGAUGACGUCACAAUACCUGUCGUGUUUCUCUUUUUCACAGAGGCAGCCGAACUGAUGAAAGCUAUUAACGCGGCAAAUGGCGAUCUUACUGUCACACUUGGGAUAUAUUCUUCUAAAGAAGAAAUUCAGCUUAAAGCUCCUACUGAUUUGUCAUUGUUUGAACGUUUGAAAGGAUCAUUAAAAUCAUUUCUCAGUCGACAGUCAACUCCCCAGGCAACAACUAUUGCAUCGAAUUUGGAUAUGAUUCCUAUAAUUGAAUCACAAGAAAAUCAGGAGGACGCUAUUGACUUUCAUUAUUUUCAUGCAGAAAUUGUCAAAGAUUCGCUUGGUGGUGAAGUCAGAAUUACUGCCGCAUCCGAAGCUACAAUUAUCGUCUUAAGACCAGUUUCUACACCGAUAGAGAUUUUGUGGCAUCAAUUAAAAGAAGUGUUCGUAAAUCAAAUAUUUCUCAAUACUAAACAGAACAAAGGUAUAAGAAUUAGAAGUUUUAUUUUGGAGAGCUAUUACAAUUGGAUUAAUAAAGCGCGUGGCGUGCUUACGAAAACAUCGUUAUCAUAUAAAGUGCGAUGGUUUUUAAGCGAGCUGCUGGUAGUCGCGCCAAACUCAUCUAUUAAAAAAAUGGGACAGCUACUAGAAUCAAACAAGCAGAAGCUAUUGAAACAGUAUUUACUUACUAAUAUGGACACUAUGGUGCUGAAUUUAAAAACUGUUGCUACAAAAUUGAAGAGUAUGAAAUCUGUAAGACCCGAAAUGGAACAGCUGCUAAAGAUUUCGGAGUCUGGCAUUGCACAAGUUGAAAAUUAUUCAUUUUUACGUCAUUUAUUAACUGAUUUGUUUGAUGAAGAAGAUGAUAUCGUUAAUCAACACGUCGCCCUUCUGGAUCGUAUUCACGCAGAAGUUCAUACUACAUAUCAAGAAAUAUUAAUUGAUGGAGUCCAAAGGCAUCUGGAGAAAUCGGGUGUAGAAGAUAGCUCAUAUUACGACAUAUUGAUUGCCGAUUUGCAAAAUAAUUUAAAAAAUAUAGAUAAACGAGAAAAUUUACUUGGGAAAACUAAAGAAAACAAUUUGGCAGUGGCGGAAUUUAUUAGUGACAGUAAUGGAGGUAAAUUAGAAUCGGAAGGAAAAAACAUUAAAAUUUUAAAGAAAAUUAAAGACUCCAGUACUGAAAAAUUAGAGGAUUUUGAGUAUUUCAUAUUAACAGAAAUAGAAAAAGCUGUGAAAUAUUCUGAGCAAAAUAUCUUACAAAAAUAUGAAGAUAUAAGCGAUAAAUCGAAAAAUAUUGUAGAAAAUAAAAAAGAUAAGAAUGUCGUCAAAUCCGGCGAAAUUACUCUGCACUCCUCUCAAAAUCAGAACAAAAGUGAGAAUAGAAAAAAUAAAGUUCAAAAUACCUUUCAGAAAGAGAUAGAUUUUUUACAAAUAACAAAGGUAGUGGAUGAAAAAUUCAAAGAAACAACUGAAGACAAAAUGAAAGAAAAAUCUUUUGCAGACACUACAUCGAGUGAUACUAAUAAAAUUCAUGUUUCUGAUACGUCUAUGGCUAUGGAUACCUCCAAUAUAAAGACAGAUUCGCCCAAUAAAAAACAUACUUUAUUACAAAAAGACAUUAAUGAUAUACAGCAUAAUCAUGAGACUGAUUUAAGAGCAAAGUCAUCCAAUCAGAAAAAUUCCGUUGAAAGUAAAAUUAUAUCCACUGAUUUAUUGGAAAAGUUUAAAAAUCCUAUGUGGAUUAUUAAUGAGGAAAAAAUACUUCAAAAGAAGUCACAAACUGUAGAUAGUAUCACAAAAUCCAAUGAAAUAAAAUAUGAUGAAGAAAAAUAUGUGAAUAAAGAUAAGGAAGCUAAACCAAAAUUGCGUACAGCUAAACAUAUCGAUAAUGAAUUAUAACAAUAGCUCUGAGAUUUAGACUAAAUUAUAAUUAUUAUGCAAAAACAGAAUUUUCGACGGCCUUUACUUCAUAAGGCUACUGCAUUACAACUGAUAUUUUUGCAUUGUGAUCUAGAUGUGCAUAUAGUCAAAUUGACAAAUGUGUGUAUAUGUAUAUAUAUAUAUAUAU
This is a messenger RNA of Wasmannia auropunctata (little fire ant), 3652 nucleotides long. RefSeq names its product ER degradation-enhancing alpha-mannosidase-like protein 3. Lineage: Eukaryota; Metazoa; Arthropoda; Insecta; Hymenoptera; Formicidae. The record is from RefSeq and is a predicted model, not a curated record. Gene Ontology annotation, molecular function: mannosyl-oligosaccharide 1,2-alpha-mannosidase activity; calcium ion binding. Gene Ontology annotation, cellular component: membrane; endoplasmic reticulum. The transcript has 11 exons. Gene Ontology annotation, biological process: carbohydrate metabolic process; endoplasmic reticulum mannose trimming; mannose trimming involved in glycoprotein ERAD pathway. The annotation marks the transcript as partial.